This is a messenger RNA of Cyprinodon variegatus (sheepshead minnow), 565 nucleotides long. RefSeq names its product urokinase plasminogen activator surface receptor-like. The transcript has 6 exons. Bases 8 to 565 code for a protein of 185 amino acids. The record is from RefSeq and is a predicted model, not a curated record. NCBI's taxonomy places the organism in Eukaryota, Metazoa, Chordata, Actinopteri, Cyprinodontiformes, Cyprinodontidae.
CAGCAAAAUGUUCCUCUUCAUAUUGUUUCUUGGGGCAUUCUUUCUCCCAAAAACUGAUUCCCUGCAAUGCUAUGAAUGUUCACUGGAUGCCUAUGGGAAAUGCAAUGACAAAAUAGCAGAAUGUCCCUCACAGAAGUCCCAGUGCCUAGCAUCAAGAGUUGUCGCAUAUUACGGAGAAAAUGAGAUUCCUCAAAUGGAAGUCAAAGCUUGCGCCAUGCCUGAAGACUGUAUUGAAGGCUCCAUUAACCUUGGAAAAAUCAAAAGCGUACAAAUGACCUCAUGCUGCACUACAAAGCUCUGUAACAACAAAUUUCCAGACUAUAAAUCCACUCCAAAUGGCAAAAAGUGCUUCAGCUGCGAGGGAGAGGAUUGCACCCAGACUGUUAAUUGUCAAGGGGAGGAAAACCACUGCAUGAAACUGACAGCAAAUGCAGCAGGAGUUAGUGCUACGAUGAAGGGCUGUGCCUCCAACCUUAUGUAUUCAGCCCGGUCAUUUGAGGUGGAGGUGUGGAACCCUGGCUUCGUCUGCAGAAGUAGAGGUCUGUUCUAUAGCCUGGUUAGCUGA